CCAGGAAGGUACUUCCAGGAACGGAGGGGGAGGGUCGGGAUAAGGAUGGAGUGGGAAGGAGCUCUGUCCGUCCCCGCCCCUUCUGUUAGGAAAGAGAGCAAUGGUGGUGGGCAGAUUUCUAGGCAGAAAUGGAUGGCUCCAGGAGUCAGUCACAAGCAUUUGUGAAGGGCCCUCUCAGGGGUGAAAUGCUAAGCUCGGGGUACAAAGAAAGGUAGUCCCCGAUCUCUGGGAACUCCCGACUACUGGGACAAAUAACUACGUGCCCACGAAACAGUUAUCUGUCAGGCCAGUUGGAGGGUAAUUAUUAGGGAGUAUCUGGUAAAGCUGCUUCUAAGGGGUAGUAUUUAUCAGGAGGCAGAGAAGAGGGAGAGAAUUCCAGGCAUGGGGCUCCAUUCAUGAAGUGAUGGAAGGGAGGCCAAGCGUUGCGGGAUUACAGGCUGUUACGGGGAGUGUGAAAUACUUGAAAAAUAGGAGUCCAGAUUAUGAAGGACUUAAAAGUCAAGCAGAAGAUUUUCUCUUUCACUCUGGGGCUAACGGAGCUGGUGGAGUUGAUUAAAUUGAGGGGAUGUGAGGAAAUUUGGGUUUUGGAAGAUCACUUCCAAAGCUGAGUGGAGAACCAGCCUAAAAUGGGAAAAGACUUGGAAAGCCACGGGGCAGUUAACUUGGAACCUGCAGUCUUCACUUUGCCUCCAUUUGAAGCAGCUAUUCAUUUGUGAGACUUGCAAUCCUUCAACUCUCCAUUUCCGAAGGUCAAUGCAGAAAAAUGGCAGAGUAGGUUAAAGGGAUCUGAAGUCUCAGUCUGGCUCUUAUUAUCCUGAAUAAGACUCUUGUGUCUUCCUAGAUCCUAGGUCCUGACUUUUCCUCAGUCAUAGGAGUAAUAUGGGGGAGAUGGACAGGUAGGAGGGAAUGUCUUGUUGCAAGAAAUAUCUGUGGCAAGAUUGUUGGAGUUCCUUCCAUCAGUAUAUACCUUCUCACUUCUAUGGAAAAUGGAUGGGAAUAAAUGGAAUUGAAAUUGUCAUUUGUUAAUUGCCCUGUUUCCAUGGAUAAUGGAAAAUGGGCCCUGAUCAUUCUAGGUUCUCCAUCAAAGACAAGAUUGUUCAGGUCUUGGGGGAACUGCUGUCCAGCAGAGAUAGGGUGGUAAAAUUUAAGUAUUUAUAUCUAUAUAGAGCAUUGUAGUAGACCCUAUUUGUGGGAUUAAAAAGAAUCUAAAAGUUAGUACUUCUAGAAAUUGGACAAGAUCAUAUAGAUAGAUACAUGUGAAGUAACUAGGGAUCAAUUAGAAACCAACAUAUAAAGUACGAAAACAACUACAAUAUAGUGUGUACUAAGUAAAUAUGUGAAUGGCACAUAAUAAAUUGUAGAAAUGGGGAUGAAAUGAAAUUAAUGAGAAAAAAAAAAGCUUUGAGGAGAUUUCAAAGAAAGUGAUGGAACUGUAAAGAACAAUAUCAAGAAUAUAUAGAGUUGAUAUGGUAGGAAUAAAUACCUUCUUCCUUCUAUUCCUUCAUUUUUCAGAGUCUCCAAAAUGGGGUUUGUGAUAAUUUUGUUGUUCUGUAAAUCUUUGGUGAUGUCCAAUUGUCUUUCUCCUCUCUUCCUAUCCAAGAUCUAUUUCAUGGAAAGACUGCCACUCAUAAAUAUAUCUUCUACAUUGCUUAGAAGUUAGAAAGUUGAAGGGACAUGUGGGAGAUGUAUAGGAGAAUGUGAAAUGGACAGAGAAUUCUGAAAAUUUUGCUGGCAUUUAAAAUACAUACUCUUCUCUCACCACAUUGAAGGAGGUGUCCAAAACAAAUCUUAGCCAAUGUCAAUCUCUAGCACUUAGUAGGUACUUUAUAAAUGCUGGUUGAACGUAUGCAGAAGUUCUUAUCUAGAUUAACUGAGAUUGUCAUAUUUGAUCUUAAAAUAACUUCCCAAUUAACCAUGUAUUUUACUGUUACUAUCUCCUACUAGUCAUUGUGCUCAAUUAACUUGAACAAAUACGAAUAUGUGUUUUACAUGUUUUUGAAAAGAGUAUCUAAGAAAACUUUUGAAAGUUUAAAUUUAUAAAACAGCUAAAUUAGGAUUUUUUCUUCACCUUACGAAAGAAUCCACUUAGAUAACGACUUUUCCUGGCACAUUUAAAGGUAUGCCUUGAUUUUUUUUAAAUUCAGAUUUCAAAAAGUUUAAAGGAUGUAUCCUUUGUGUAAAGUGGAGGAUAUAUGUAUAUAUACAAAUGUAUAUAUACAUAUAUAUAUAUAGAUGCCAUCCUUUGUAUAAGAUGAGACUGUUGAUGGUGGUUGGUGUUUAUGAACACAUCAUUAAACAGAUUAAUUUUUAUGUUCCACCCCAGACUAUAUCCCUUCCCAUUCCAAUCCCAUUAAUUAAUGGGAUUCAUUAAUGAAAGUGUUUCAGCACUUUGAAUUAUAGCUGCUUAGAUACCUCCAGGUCGGCACUGCUGCUAUCAAAUAUCCUAGUCCAUGAAAAAUAAUUAGGAAAGCAAAGUUGCCACAUGAUAUGUGUGUGUAUUUUAUGUGUGUGUGUGUGUGUGUGUGUGUGUGUGUGUGUGUAUCCCACACUGUACUUCUUAGACAAAUGCCAAGACUUAUCAUUUCUUCUGUUUAAUCUGUCUCUCUGAUGUCCUCCAUUAGUCCAGAGGAUUGGGAUAUUAACAAUGGAUAUAUCGGUGCUAAUAAGGCUUAUCUGUGUUUAUUUCCCAGGGAGUCCUCAUUUUGGCAGCCUGGUAUGAGGUCUCUGGAUAAUGAAAAUCUAUAAGUAAUCCAUCUUUCUCACCAAACAUAUUGUUUUCCCCUUUUUCUCCAUGCCUACAUUUCCUUAGAGCUGUUUGCAAGAAGCCAUGUAGACAAGAAUGACUGACCCUUUCUCAUGGCUCUUCUCAAGGAUGAGGAAAGAAUGGAAAAUGGCAUAGAAAAUUUUGUAUGUUGGUUUUUUCAAUGGAUUUUCCAUUGAAAAUAGGACUAGAUUGUUCUAGGUUCUCCAUCUGCCAGGAUUGUUCAAGCCUUGGGGGAACUUGCUAUCCAAGAGAGAUGAGGCAGAGUACCUAUAGGGCAUUGUAGCCAGGCCUCUAGAAAUUGGAACAGACACAUGUGAAGUAACAAUCAAUUUUAUAACAUAUGAAGUACAAAAACAACACAAUAUAGUAUGUACUAAGUAAAUAUGUGCUGUAUUCAGCACAUAACAAAUUAUGGGAAUGGAGAUGAAUAUGGAAUUAAUGAGAAAAAAAGCUUUGGAGGAGAUAUUUUUAGUUUGUGUUUCAAAGGAAGUGAUGGAGCUAUAAGGAACGGAGUUUUAAGAGUUGAUGUGGUAGGGAUAAAUAUGUGUAUACAUAUAUGUAGAUAUCAAAUAUAAAUAGUAUAUUCAUAUACAUAUCUGAUCCCAUUGAUGUAGGGAUAUCUUGGUGAGAAAGUACCUCUAUUAAAGUAAAUUAGCAUUUCUUCAUCUUAUUCUAGAGUGCUACCUGGGACACAAAAAUUAAGUGACUAGUCCCAAGUUCAUACAGUUAGUAGUUAUCAGAGGCAGUGCUCCAACAUUGGAUCUUCCUGACUUGGAGGUCCAGUUACUAACUACAGCCCUCUGUCUCUUAUGGAAGGCAUUAACUAGCCACUGUAAUUCUUAAGCAGGAAAGUUAUUGAAAGUAGUGAAUUUCCUAUCACUGAAUGUCUUCAAGUGUAGGUUAAAUAAUCCAUUGUUAGAAAAGAUUCCUGUUGGAAUUUUCUACCAAUUCCAUUGGUAGAAAAGAUUCCUAUUCUGUUAAUAGAUAAUCUCUGUGAUUCUGUUGUACCAAGGAGAGAUAGCUCUUCUACCUCCAACUCUGUGCUUGUGCAACCCUGGCCCUACUAUCUUCUAUCUUCUACUAUCUUCCAGUAGAAUCCAUAGGAAGCUAUGACACCAUCCUGCCCCUUAGGAACAGGAAGGGUAUUCAUACACCAUAAACAUCAUGUAUUCAUAGAGAGUCCCUAUACUCUGUGGGAUGGAGCUGGUAGCAAGCACCUUGUCUAAAGUUUGUGAUUUUCACUUUCCCACUGAUGCUUUCAGAGAAAGAGAGGAAGAUUAGGAUUUCCUAAUCCUAAUUCUAAAUUAGCUAUAAAAAUAAAUAAGGGUACAAGAUUAGGGCAUGGAGAUGAGUAGAGGCAAGGACAUACCAAACAAAAAUAACUAAGCUUUCAUUUUCUAGUCUUUUUUCCCCACCUUUGAUCUUAGGGAUAAGGCUGGCAUAACAUCUGAAUUAGUUGGGAAUAGGAGAGCAGAUGGCAUGCUAGAGUGAAAAAUAGAGUUUCUCAUUGGUUGGCUUCUUGGAGAAGAAAGUAUUGAAUACUUGUCUCAAAAAAGGACAUCUGAAUGACUUUUCAUUAGGGAUGCCCUAACAUCCUCUUAAAUUAUCGGGGGGUCUGCCAAGAUUUCCUAAGAAUUGGUUCCUAAUAAUUAACUUGGGUUAAGGCGAAGGACCUGGGUGAAUUCAGAAGAGAUCCCACAGCAGUGUAACAAGAAAAUCUAAAUAUAUGAUGGGAGAAUCUUCAGGUCUCUCCACAAUUUGUCGGUUCCUGAUUCUGGCCCCAGGCCCUUGGCAACACCUGCCCCUUUCCCACCGGGGCCCCCCAUGAUGCCUCCUCCCUUCAUGCCCCCUCCAGGGAUUCCUCCACCUUUCCCCCCAAUGGGGCUGCCUCCCAUGAACCAGAGACCACCUGCCAUCCCUCCCAUCCCCCCUGGCAUGAUGCCCCCAAUGCUCCCACCAAUGGGGGGGCCACCACCAAUUACACAGAUACCAGGGAUGGUACCACCCAUGAUGCCAGGGAUGCUGAUGCCGGCGGUGCCUGUCACUGCAGCGACGGCCCCAGGUGUGGACACCGCCAGCUCUGUUGUAGCUGGAGCAGACCCUAUGAGGGUUUUGUGGAGUGAACAUGUGGCUCCUGAUGGGCGAAUCUACUACUACAAUGCAGAUGACAAGCAGUCUGUAUGGGAGAAGCCCAGCAUCCUCAAGUCCAAAGCUGAGUUGCUGUUGUCUCAGUGCCCCUGGAAAGAGUACAAGUCAGACACUGGCAAACCCUACUACUACAACAACCAGAGUAAGGAGUCCCGGUGGACCCGGCCUAAGGACCUGGAUGAACUGGAGGCUUUGGUCAAACAGGAGGCUGCAGGGAAGCAGCAGCAGCAGCAGCAGCCGCAGCCACAGCUGCAGCCCGAGCCACCUCCUGCUACUCCUGGACCAGCCCCAGCCUCCACAGGCCUCAUUGAACCUGAACCUGGUGGGCAUGAAGACUGUGAACUGUCAGAAUCUACCCAGCCUCUAGAUCAGGGGCUUUUACAUCCAGAGGAGAGCACCAGCAGUGCGGCCAGGCGGCAGGAGGAGGAAGAGCCAAAGCUCGAGCCAGAGAGGUCAAGCUUCAGCUGGAGCAACCGAGAAAAGGCAAAGCAGGCAUUCAAGGAAUUGCUAAGGGACAAGGCUGUCCCUUCCAAUGCUUCAUGGGAACAAGCCAUGAAGAUGGUGGUUACUGACCCCCGCUACAGUGCUCUGCCAAAACUAAGUGAGAAAAAGCAGGCCUUCAAUGCUUACAAAGCACAGCGGGAGAAAGAAGAAAAGGAAGAGGCCCGUUUGAGGGCCAAAGAGGCCAAGCAGACUCUUCAGCACUUUCUGGAACAGCAUGACCGUAUGACCUCUACCACCCGAUACCGGAGAGCAGAGCAAACAUUUGGGGAGCUGGAAGUUUGGGCUGUAGUACCUGAAAGAGACCGUAAAGAAAUAUAUGAUGAUGUCCUCUUCUUCCUCGCUAAGAAGGAGAAGGAACAGGCUAAGCAACUACGUCGCCGCAAUAUCCAGGCUCUAAAGAGCAUCCUGGAUGGAAUGAGCAGUGUCAGCUACCAAACUACUUGGUCCCAAGCUCAACAGCACCUCAUGGACAACCCCAGCUUUGCCCAGGACCACCAGCUGCAGACCUGCUCCCUGCGGGCAGACAUGGACAAGGAGGAUGCGCUGAUCUGCUUUGAGGAGCACAUCCGAGCACUGGAGCGAGAGGAAGAGGAGGAACGUGAGAGGGCACGACUUCGGGAGAGGCGCCAGCAUCGCAAGAAUCGAGAAGCCUUCCAGACCUUCCUGGACGAGCUGCACGAGACAGGGCAGCUGCACUCCAUGUCUACCUGGAUGGAGCUGUACCCAGCGGUCAGCACCGAUGUCCGCUUUGCCAACAUGCUGGGCCAGCCGGGCUCCACCCCUCUGGAUCUCUUCAAGUUUUAUGUAGAGGAUCUGAAGGCCAGAUUCCAUGAUGAGAAGAAGAUCAUUAAGGACAUCCUGAAGGAUCGGGGUUUCAGUGUGGAAGUGAAUACAGCCUUUGAAGACUUUGCACAUGUCAUCAGCUUUGACAAGAGGGCUGCUGCACUGGAUGCUGGCAAUAUCAAGCUGACCUUCAACAGCUUACUAGAGAAGGCAGAGGCACGAGAGCGGGAAAGGGAGAAAGAAGAAGCACGGAGGCUUCGACGUAGGGAGGCUGCCUUUCGGAGCAUGUUGAGGCAAGCUGCCCCUGCCUUAGAGCCUGGCACUUGCUGGGAAGAGGUCCGAGAGCGCUUUGUGUGUGACUCUGCCUUUGAACAGAUCACAUUGGAGUCAGAGCGAAUACGCCUCUUCCGAGAGUUUUUGCAGAGUGAGUGUCAGCAUUUUCACAUCAAAGGCAAAAAACAUGGCAAAAAGGGCAAGAAACAUCAUCGAAAGCGAUCCCAUUCACCCUCGGGCUCUGAAUCCGAGGAAGAUGAGCAACCACCCCUUCUUCGGCCCACCAAACGAAGAAAAUGGAAUCCUUCAGAAUCGGGCUCUGAACCUUCAUCUUCAUUCGAUUCAGCUGAGAGUGGGGGUGGCCCUCUUGGGGGCAGGGGCUCUCCCUCCAGCCGCCCCCCUCUUGGAGCAGAUCAUGGCUUUCGGAAGUCUAAGAAGCCGAAGAAGAAAGGCAAGAAGAAGAGGCACAAGUCGAACAGUCCUGAGAGUGAAAUAGAACGAGAGAAAGAGAAAGGAAGCAAGGAAGUGGAAGAGAAAGAACAAGAACGGGACAAAGAGAGGGAGGCCCGGAGGCCAGAGCCCCGAAAUCGGUCCCCUGGCCUUGGACUUAAGAAAGAGAAGACAGGCUGGGACACAUCAGAAAGUGAGCUGAGUGAAGGGGAACUCGAACGGCGCCGCCGGACACUUCUGCAGCAGCUGGAUGAUCAGCAGUGACCCUGAUCCUCACUCUCCCCUUGUGGGACGGUGUAAAGCUGUGUUCCUAGCACCAUCCUUGUUAGCCAAGCUCCCCAGCCCAGGGACUCCUUCCUCAGUCCUAUCAAAUGUCCAUUAUCCUAAAGCAUUCUGUUCCUAUUUGGCAAAACCCCUCCAAAGGCCAGCAUCAGCAUUAUAAGGUGGUCCCAGCUAUUCUUCAGAGAUGCCCCUCCCCCCAUUUAUCAUCUUGGAUGUCCAAUAUGGUCCCUACCAUCACCCCAGCUCCCUUGACCAGGCCUAAUAGGGUUAGGCAGCACCAAUAGAAUGAGGAGGUAUGGUAGGGGGAAGUUAUGCCCACUCCUACUUGUCUUUUACCUCUUUCCCUAGGAAGGGCCAUUGUAUGAGAAAGCUGCAGUCUGCCAAUGGGCACUGAGCCAGCUGGGAAAGAGGUGUGGAGAGGCAUUCUAGGCCAUUCAAAGUAGCUCUCUGCCCCUUAUCCCUCCUACCUUGGCCCAAUGGCACUACUUCUUCCUCUCUCCAACCUGGGAACUCAGUUUUUUUUUUUUUUUUUUUUUUUUAUUGAUUAAUAAUGAUAAUAUUUAUAACAUGGCUACAGACUCCUGUCUUUAAAUGGUUAAGGCGGGGUGGCAGGGGAGAGGAAGAGAAGAUUUGGUCAAUAAGUUUAGAAUGAAACCAAUAGACUCACUGGUCUAUACCCUCUAAAGCCAGCAGGGGGGAGAAUUGUAUCAUGGAUCAACCUAACUCUUGGGCUACUUUGCAUCUCAAAUUCUAUGGGGUCAGCCGAAGGCACCAUCUGGAGUCUACUAUCCAUAGCCGGUUUCUUGUUAACCGGUUCGUGCUUGUUACCACUUGUAUUGUGUUGAACAGAGAAGCUUGUAGUCCAAGGAAUCUAGGGGUACUGCCCCAUGGGUCAACCCACGAUCAUGAGAGGAAAGAAUUCAGACAUACAGUGCUGCUAAGCAUUUGUUGGCAU
This is a messenger RNA of Sarcophilus harrisii (Tasmanian devil), 8159 nucleotides long. RefSeq names its product pre-mRNA processing factor 40 homolog B (gene PRPF40B). Gene Ontology annotation, cellular component: U2-type prespliceosome; U1 snRNP. Gene Ontology annotation, biological process: mRNA cis splicing, via spliceosome. Gene Ontology annotation, molecular function: RNA binding; protein binding. The record is from RefSeq and is a predicted model, not a curated record. The coding region runs from base 4589 to 7186 and encodes 865 amino acids. Lineage: Eukaryota; Metazoa; Chordata; Mammalia; Dasyuromorphia; Dasyuridae. The transcript has 26 exons.